AUGCGAUGGGUGAUUGUGGUGGCGCUAGCGAUCGGCCUGGCUGCAAGCACUGAUAAGCGGCCGCACUUCACCACAGAACCGCCCCCUCGGGUGCUGUGGCCAGCCACGAGGGGCGCUCAUGCGGUAUGCAGGGCCAAUGGACAUCCGACACCAGACAUUCAUUGGGUCACCGCUGAGGGACAGGUCAUUACUACCAUACCCGGGUCAAGACAUGUUCUAAGUGAUGGACGUUUAGUGGUAGGAGCUCGUCGGUCCAUAGUGGACGCUGGAGGAGGUGGAAGCAGCGCCAUUAUUCGGUGUCGAGCAUCAAAUAAAGCGGGCGUCACACUUUCACGGCCUGUUCUUUUACAACCAGUUGACGACAGUGUCCUCACAACUACAGUGAAGCAACUAACUCCCGCAAAAUUAGGCGGAUCUGUAGUUUUAAGAUGUGAGAUAUCACCACAAAUAGGCUUCACAGACAUCAAAUGGCUUCACGAUGGACUUCCUCUCGCUACUGGGUAUAUCGGUACAGAGACAAGGUGGAUAUCUGGUGCGGGAGGCCUAUUAUUAGGAUCAGACCUGACGCAGGCUGACGUAGAAGCUGAAUAUAAAUGUGUUGCGGUAGACACACUCAGUUCCACGUUAAAGCUAACGACAGAUGAAAGCACCUGGUUAGAAAGUGUGGAGGUCAAUUCCAUUGAAGCUCGAAUGGGCGACACCGUCAUAUUGCCGUGCAUUUUUCGACACAUCAACAGACAUGCAAUUACAUGGCAGCGACAAGACGCAAAUGGAGUUUGGGUGACUGCAUCAGGUGAAGGGGUUGUACGAAGUGGUGCGUUGAUCUUACCGAAUGUGCAGUUCCAACACGCGGUCAAAUACGCCUGCUCACCUGGUACAGAGAGCACACCGCGCCUCAUUGUAAGGCUAGUGGUGUAUGAGCCAUUGACUGUAACCGUUACACCGAAUCCUUUGUUGAUAGGUACUGGUGGGUCUGGCCAGUUUAACUGUUCCGUAUCAGGAGGUAGGGGUGGAGGGGUCACACUAAGCUGGCAACAUGAAGGCAGGCCGUUACACUCUCCACAGUCCAAACUGACACUGGGACAUGUGAGGGCCCACCAUGCUGGUGUUUACCAAUGCACGGCUUAUGAUCACUCGGAUUCAGCAGUUUCUGGGGCUGAACUUAUAAUUGCUGACAGACCUCCAAGACUGGUGACGACAUUCAGUGAGGUCAUAACUCGUGUUGGGCAAAGCAUUGUUCUAAGAUGUGCAGCUACUGGUUUACCACCUCCUAGAAUAGUCUGGACUUUGGACGGCAGACCUCUUCCAUCAGCACCGGAAAAAUAUACAAUAAAUACAAGGGCAGAAUCCCUCCCAGGAAGUGAAGAAGGGAGCAUUAUAUCGACUUUAAAUAUAAAUAUUAGAACUGCCGAUGAAGGAGGCAGAUAUGGGUGUAAUGCAACUAAUUCUGGCGGGUCGCGGGCGCAUCAUGCAAGGAUUAAUGUUUUUGGCUCCCCCAACAUCAGAUAUUUACCACCGAUGCAUGUUAAAGUUGAAGCUGAUGUCAUAAUUUAUUGCCCUUAUUCUGGAUAUCCUAUUAAGGAGGUUGUUUGGAGGCGGGAUGAUGGAUUGUUGGUUGAAUCACCAAUGGAAUCCGCCGAAGAACGUGGCAUAUUGAGGUUAACAUCUGUGAGGAGUUCCGCUGCUGGAAGCUAUACCUGUGAAGUUAGGGCUGAGAGUGGAGAGCUGGCAAGGCGGACGGUUCGGAUUGAAGUACAUAAACCUCCGAAAAUCGCAUCAUUUCAAUUUCCGGAUGAGUUAGAAGUGGGCGGAAGUACGCAAGCGACCUGUAGCUUGGUAUCCGGUGAUAAACCUAUACAAUUCACAUGGCAAAAGGACAAUUUACCAAUCCCUUCAGUAUUAAAAGUUGAACAAAAAAAUAUGGAUUUCUUCACAAUACUAGUGAUACAGGGGUUGACUUCAAUGCACAGCGGUGAAUAUUCGUGUCGGGCCACAAAUGAAUUUGGAAGUGUUAGCCACUCGGCAUUUUUGGUUGUGAAAGAGGCUCCGUUGUGGGUGUGGCGAGCACAGAACACUUCAGUUUCGGCCGGGGCUGCAGUUCUCUUGCCAUGUUCUGCCAAGGGACAGCCUCAGCCGAGAAUAACCUGGGAAUUUUCUAGUGAUGGCGAAAGCUGGCAUCAUAUUCUAUGGGGUCAGACCGAGGGUAGUGAAAUCAGCAAAGGAUCAAUUCUCUCAGACGGUACAGUGUGGCUUCGGACGGCUACGCCAGAGCACGAGGGCUGGUACAGGUGUACUGCCAGGGUUCAACAUUCCUUCUUACACCAUGUUUUCUUUUUGGAUGUUAGAGAACCACCAAAGUUAAGCCGUGGGGGUGGGGCUGGUGAGAGUCAAUGGGUGGUACGUGGUACUCCUGCGCGACUGACUUGUACCGUCAAAGGGGAACCGGAGAUUCACGUGCACUGGACUCAUGACUCGCACCCGCUUUCUCUACAUGGUUCUGGAGGAGUAGAGAUGCGAGAUUUAGGUAACGGUGCAAUGAUGUCUGAAAUUACGAUCGCUCACGCUGAGCCGGAACACGCGGGAGAUUACCGAUGCCUCGCGAGGAACUUGUAUGGCACAGAUGAACUUGUCUUCAAGCUUUAUGUGAAAGAACGACCAAAUACUCCCGAAGAGGUUCGCAUAUCGGAAGUCUGGUCGCGUAAAGCCCGCGUAACAUGGCGUGUAACACGACAAAUCAUUGUCUCACACUACUCGCUACAAUAUCGCUCCCUCGCCCGCGACCUAACAAACGCUCCGCUCAACGCUCUGCUACCCGCUCCAUUACCCUCCCCCGAGACGUGGGACUCGCACGAAGUCCUCAACGUUACACUGGCUAAUUCGGAUUUGCUUCAAGUCGCGUCAGAAGGACCUAGUCGAGCAGGGGCAUUAGUGUCCGGAUUAUAUCCUGACACUCGCUACGUGCUACGAAUAGCCGCCCAUAACGAUGUCGGUUCCUCCCCGUUCACAUUAGCGCUACACUUCACUACGAGGGAGGAAGCUCCAGGAGGAGUGCCACGCGACAUAUCCUUGAGAGCUCUGCGCGCUCGAGAAUUACAUGCUACUUGGCAGCCACCACCGCGUGAAUCAUGGCACGGUACUUUACUUGGCUACACAGUUCGUUGGUGGGAGGCAUCAGAAGAAGGCAAAGGUAGCGACAAUGCCUCGGAGAGCGGAGCCAGUUCCGAUGCCACAAGUACGACAAUACGAGGUUUAAAACCAGCUACUCGGUAUGCAGUUACGAUCAGAGCGUAUAAUGCAGCUGGGAAUGGUCCUUCAUCACAACCUCAUUAUCGGCAUACUUUGGAGUCACCCCCUAUUGGAAGUCCAGAAGGCCUAACAUGUGUAUCGAGUGGUUCAACGUCGCUCCGCGUGUCCUGGCGCCCGCCCGCCCUAGACUCACAGGGCGGCCUCAUCACUCACUACACUUUGCAAUACACGCGCCGCGAUGCUGAUCCAUUACUGCCGGUUCAAGAUGCACAUUUACGUGUUCAGGGAGAAGAAACAACUGUGUCUCGGCUUACACCAUUCGCGGAAUAUGAUCUAAGAGUCCGCGCACACAAUGCUGCUGGAGAUGGUCCAUUAUCCCCAGCACAGGUCUGCAGGACUGAUGAAGAUGUACCAAGUGCUCCAAGUGGUAUCAAACUGAUAGCCCUCAGCGAGAGAUCCCUUCGCGCGUCUUGGCUUCCGCCAGUGGAACCCAAUGGCAGAUUGACCCACUACUCACUUUAUGUCAAAGAUCUAUCCGGUUCACACGAGGCAAACGUGACCCGUGUCAACUCGUGCACUGAGAGUGAAGGGUCAACAGUGGAGUGUAUGAAGACCCUAAGAGGUCUACGUUCAGGGAGGACAUAUGAGGCCUGGGUGAGAGCGUCUACUGGAGCGGGAGAGGGACCAACCUCCACUGUCGUAGAGUGUCAGACAACUGCUUUAGCUCCUGCUCGAAUCUCCUCUUUCGGUGGAGUAGCAGUGGAGUCAGCAGGCAAUUCCCUUUCACUACGUUGUGUAGUGGGAGGAGUCCCUCCUCCAUCCAAGCGAUGGCUCCGAGGAGGAAAUCCUCUGCAUAUAAGGUCUCCAUUCCAAUUGGAUGGCGAUGCUUUGAUGAUACGGAACUUAGAACUGGUCCACGCGGAUAAUUACACCUGCGUAGCUGAGAAUCCUCAUGGAUCAGACUCGGUGACUUGGCGGGUCUUUGUCCUACGAUCCCCCUCCCCACCUUCAUUGGCACUCAUUGAAGCUAGGUCUAGGGAACUAGAACUGGAGCUUAGGGCUUCUCCGAGGAUCCCAGGUCACGCCAUUCCAAAAGAGUAUACUCUACAUUGGAGACUUGCAGAACCUGAGGGUGAAUGGCGAGUACAAUCGGCUAACCCUGGUCCAGCGAUACUCACCGGCCUUCGCUGUGGCUCAGCGUAUCGUGCAUAUGGGUCUGCCGGUGGUGCUCCUGGUACUGAAAUAUCGGUUAGGACAUCUGGGGGUCCACCAAUGGCCCCACCGGAUAAUCGCUGGAUAAGGUCUAAUACCACUCACGCGAUGUUCGACACAACUAUGUGGUCCGAUGGAGGGUGUGGUCCCGUAGCAUUGAAGCUUGAAUGGGCCGGGUCGGGCGUGGCUGGAGCAAGGGAUGUACCGGUUGCUGGUGAAGUUAUAUUGGGAGGUUUAAUACCUGGAUCGAGAUAUCGUGUCGCAGUCCGUGCUUCAAAUGAAGCUGGUUGGACGCGGGAAGUCUACGAAUUCUCUACGGACCCACCGGAAGGAGGUUUUGCGGAGGAAGUGGAUGCGCCUUUCCCCGCCACGGCUGGAGAGUUAGCCUUGUUGCUCGCUCUGUGUGCUGCGCUUUCCAUUGCGGCUCUUACAAUACUUGCUAUCUUGCUCAGACGGACGAGAACCGAUGGCGCAAUGCCUCGAGUGACAAGUGCCGACAAGGCACCCUGCGGCACUUACAGGCCGCCACACUCGACGCCCAAGCUGCCUCCCGAUCCACCAGACGUAUACGAGAUUAGCCCGUACGCGACCUUUGCGGGUGGGGAAGGUAUCGGUCCGGGUUCUAGGGCAUACACGCUUCAGCUUCGAGCGUUGGCUCGUCAUGAUGAUGAAGCCACACCUCCACCGCAUCACAGUGCUGAUGAAGAAACGUGUUUGGACGCAUAUGAAGCACAACGGAGGCGCAGGCGCAGACGACAUUAUUGCCCCGAUCAUGGUUGUUCACAAGACUCGGGAAGUUGA
Messenger RNA from Pieris macdunnoughi, 5259 nucleotides. NCBI's taxonomy places the organism in Eukaryota, Metazoa, Arthropoda, Insecta, Lepidoptera, Pieridae. The record is from the annotation of a GenBank genome assembly.